CACUUCUUUUCUGUUCAAUGUGUUUCAAUGGAUCUUUCUGUGACAGAUUCCCAGUGUCUCCUCUACAUUGUUGUGAAACAGAUGGAGUUACCUCCGGAUUAAAAACCACUCUAUUUGUCUUCACCCUAACUGGAUCCAGAUGUUACCUCCAGCACCGGCCCCGCUGUCACUCUCAGGCCGCCUCUCACCAAUCACAGCCGGCCUCAGCUCCUCCCCUCCUCCCCGCAGAGCAUCUGCAGGAGGAGGAGGAGGAGGAGGAGGAGGAGAGUUUGACUUUCUCUCUGAGCCCAUCUGCACCUCUCUCUCCUUCUGCUCCCAGCUGCGUCGACUGCACGAUGGAGAGAGGAGGAAUGCUGGCUGCCUGUCUGCUGUGCGUGAGCUGCGGGGUGUGCGUGGUCUCGGCCAUCCGGAGGGCAGAUCUGUUCCCAUAUGGAGCCCUGAGUGGAGACCUGAUCCUGGCGGAGGGGGACGACGAGACCUCCAGAGUGCUGCUCCUUCCCCGGCCACUCCACUUCUAUGACUCCCGGUACUCCCAGCUAUACGUGGCUACUAACGGCAUCAUAUCAGCCCAGGACCUGCCGAUGGAAAAGCAGUACGUGGACGACACUUUCCCCACUGAUUUCCCCGUGGUGGCUCCGUUUCUGGCCGACAUCGACACCAGCGGAGGGCGAGGACAGAUUUACUACCGGGUGACGGAGACGCCCAGCGUGCUCAACAGAGUGGCCACGGAAGUACACCGAGGGUUCCCGGACGCAAAAUUCACCCCAACGCACGCCGUGGUUGCAACAUGGGAGAACGUUGCGGCGUAUGAAGAGCAAACUCGAACCUCCGGACCUUCAAACAAGGUCAAUACGUUCCAGGCAGUCAUUGGUUACGAUGAGACGGAUUCAUACGUUCUCUUCCUCUACCCUGAAGGUGGCCUUAACUUCUAUGGGACACGCCCUAAGGAGUCUUAUAAUGUUGAGAUAGAGCUCCCUGCUAGAGUCGGCUUCAGCAGAGGUGAAAUCACAUAUCUGAUCUUCUCCCGAACCGAGGGACCUCACUACAGCGUAACCAGCGAUGAGCAGAGUGUAAAAAACCUCUACCAGGUUGGAAAUACAGGAAUUCCAGGUGUUUGGCUUUUCCACACUGGGAACAGCUACUCUUUUGACAAUAUUGUUCCUGCCUCCAUCGGUGGCCUCCUUGUUACCUCCCCAACUGGAGGACAUGGCCUCUUCCUGGACACCACCACAGCCGAGUACGGUGAGUUUGACGAAUACCCAGACAACACCUUUGACCCUGAUAACCCGGAGGAAGAAGACGAUUACCCUCUGACAGGCGUGGACCCCGAAUUCCAGACAGCCCCUGCCGGCGGUGACCACUCACAGUCCCUUCGACCAGCAAAUCCCGAUGCUCCCUCGUCCCGUCCGGAGGAUUCUAAUCAUCGGGUGGCGUACGGCGGCCAAGAUGUGCCGUUGACCUCUGAAACCAGGUACAACUCAGAGCCAGCAGAGGGGCAGUAUGCUCCCCCUAAUCCCCCAGAAAGAGCACCAGAGGGAGGUGCUCAGCAGACCCAGGACCAGCAACCACAGGUUCCUCUGGAGGUGGUGGAUGUCUACCCCCCUCACAGGAAUGCAUCACCUCUUUCCCCUGGAGGUCACGUGGUCAGCGUGGAUGAGGACGAUGUUGAUUUUGACACAGGAGUGAUUCAGUACACUACAGAGAAUAAGGAAACAUGUGACAGAUUCCAACAGCAGUGCUCCCAGAAUGCAUUUUGCUCCGACUACCCCACAGGGUUCUGCUGUCACUGCCUGACUGGCUUCUAUGGCAACGGACGCCACUGUCUACCGGAGGGUGCUCCACAGCGAGUUAGCGGUAAGGUGACCGGAACCGUGACCGUGGGUUCGACUCCAGUGGAGCUGAACAACAUUGAUCUUCACGCCUACAUCGUGGUGGGCGACGGCAGAGCGUACACCGCCAUCAGCGAGGUACCCGAGCCAGUGGGAUGGGCUCUGAUGCCACUCGCACCGAUAGGAGAGCUGUUUGGGUGGCUGUUUGCUCUGGAGCUGCCCAAUAGCCAAGCAGGAUUCAAAAUCACAGGUGCUGAGUUCACUCGUCAUGCAGAGGUGAUCUUCUACCCCGGCAACCAGCGCCUGACAAUCAUCCAGACGGGCCGUGGCCUUGACGACCACAACCACCUGACCGUGGAUACUGUAGUCAAUGGCAACGUGCCCUUCCUGCCCCCCGGAUCUGAGGUUACCAUGGAUCCCUUCAAGGAGAUCUACCAGUACUACCCAUCCGUUGCCACCUCCAACUCCGUGAGGGAGUUCACAGUGGUUUCGGCCGAGCGGGGCUCAGAGUCCUUCUCCUUCCAGCUGAAGCAGAACAUCACCUACCGCGACUGUCGGCACCACAACCUCGCCGCCGUCCCGGAGACGCUGCAGAUCACCAUGGAGAGGGUGUUUGUGAUGUACGUCAAGGAGGAGAGGAUCCUGAGAUACGCCAUCACCAACAAGAUCAGCCCAGUCGGAGUGGAGCCAACGGAGCCGGAGCUGGUCAACCCCUGCUACGCCGGGAACCACGACUGCGACACCACGGCCCAGUGCAUCCCACUGGAGGGCCAGGACUUCCAGUGCCAGUGUGCGACUGGUUACAGAGGGGACGGACGCAACUGUUACGACGUAGACGAGUGUGCUGAGAGCUUGAGCUCCUGCGGCGCUCAUGCUCAGUGCGUGAACCUGCCCGGUAGCCACCGCUGCCAGUGCCAGAGUGGAUAUGAGUUUGGCUUCGACGGGCGUACCUGUGUCGAUAUAGACGAAUGCAGCUCCUCUCCGUGUCACAUCAGUGCCAGAUGUAUCAAUACACUGGGAUCCUUCCAGUGUCAGUGCCAGCCUGACUUUUAUGGUGAUGGUUUCGUCUGUUCCCAGCAGGAAGGUCAGACAGUUCGUCCAAGGAGCCAGUGUGAGCAGCACAGAGACAGCCUGCAGAGUGGGGGGGAACAAGACGGCAGACCGAGUCUAGGAGCCUUCGUCCCUCAGUGCGACUCUGACGGACGCUACCGAUCGCUGCAGUGUCACGGCUCCACUGGGCACUGUUGGUGCGUGGACGUUAGGGGGCAGGAGAGAUCAGGAACCAGGACGCCACCCGGUACGGCACCCAAAGACUGCGACAGACCAGAUGAACCAGAGCGUCCUAAAACUCACUGUGAGCACUACAGAGACAGUGUACAGACCACCAGUCAAGAAGGAUAUCCUAUUGUUGGAGCCUACGUACCGCAGUGUGAUGAUAAUGGACAGUACACACCUUCUCAGUGUCACGGCUCCACUGGACAUUGUUGGUGUGUGGACGGUAACGGACAGGAGAGAGCCGGAACAAGAACACCACCUGGUACAACGAGUACUGACUGCAGCAAACCAGAUGAACCAGAGCGUCCUAAAACUUACUGUGAGCACCACAGAGACAGUGUCCAGACAACAGACAGAGAGGGAUAUCCUAUAGUCGGAGCCUACGUACCUCAGUGUGAUGCUAACGGACAGUACACAUCAUUACAAUGUCACGGCUCCACUGGACAUUGUUGGUGUGUGGAUGUUAGGGGGCAGGAGAGAGCCGGAACCAGGACUGCACCUGGUACAGCACCCAAAGACUGUGACAGACCAGAUGAACCAGAGCGUCCUAAAACUCACUGUGAGCACCACAGAGACCGUGUGCAGACCACCAGUCCUGAGGGACAUCCUUUAGUUGGAGCCUACGUACCUCAGUGUGAUGCAGGAGGACAGUACACACCACUGCAGUGUCACGGGUCCACUGGACAUUGCUGGUGUGUGGAUAAUAGGGGACAGGAGAGGGCAGGGACCAGGACAGCACCUGGUGCACCACCAACAGACUGUGACAAACCAGAUGAACCAGAGCGCCCCAAAACUCAUUGUGAGCACUACAGAGACAGUGUACAGACCACCAGUCAAGAGGGAUACCCUAUAGUUGGAGCCUACGUACCUCAGUGUGAUGAUAAUGGACAGUACACAUCAUUGCAGUGUCACGGCUCUACUGGACAUUGUUGGUGUGUGGACAGUAGGGGACAGGAGAAAACAGGAACCAGGACUGCACCUGGUACACAACCCAAAGACUGUGACCAACCAGAUGAGCCUGCGCGUUCCAGAACCUACUGUGAGCAGCACAGAGACGGCGUAGAUACCACCAGUCCAGAGGGGUAUCCUUUACUAGGAGUGUACGUACCUCAGUGCGACUCAAAUGGACAGUACACACCUCAACAGUGCCACGAAUCCACUGGAAAUUGUUGGUGUGUGGACAGUAGGGGACAGGAGAGAGCAGGAACGAGGACUCCAUCUACUACCUCACCUGUGGACUGUGACAAACCAGAUGAACCAGAGCGUCCUAAAACUCACUGUGAACACCACAGAGAAAGAGCUCAGACUACUAGUCAAGAGGGAUAUCCUAUAGUUGGAGCUUAUGUGCCCCAAUGCGACGCUGAUGGACAGUACCUUCCACUACAGUGCCACGGCUCUAGUGGACAUUGUUGGUGUGUGGACAACAGGGGACAGGAGAGAACAGGAACCAGGACACCACCUGGUACACAACCCAAAGACUGUGACAAACCAGAUGAGCCAGAGCGUCCUAAAACUCACUGUGAGCACAACAGGGACCGUGUGCAGACCACCAGUCCAGAAGGAUAUCCUUUAGUUGGAGCCUACAUACCUCAGUGUGAUGCAGGAGGACAAUAUCUACCUCAACAGUGCCAUGGUUCCACUGGACUUUGCUGGUGUGUGGACAGUAGGGGACAGGAGAGAGCAGGAACCAGGACUCCGCCUGGUAGACCACCUGUAGACUGUGACAGACCAGUCCCUGUGGCUCCGACCCAGCGCCCCGAGAGCGUGUGUGAGCGAUGGAGGGCCAGUUUGGUGGAACACUACGGCGGCACACCGGAGCCACAACAAUACGUGCCUCAGUGCGAGUGGGAUGGACAGUUCAAUCCAGUCCAGUGCUACGGAGAGACCACUUACUGCUGGUGCGUGGACCAGGACGGACGGGAGGUCCCCGGCACCCGGUCGAAUGACGUUGUCAAACCUGCAUGCCUUCCCUCAGUGGCCCCGCCCACCGUGCGCCCGUUGCCCCGCCCAGAUGUGACCCCUCCGCCGAACGCCGACAUCACACUGUUGUACGCUCAGGGGCAGAAAAUAGGAGCGUUGCCUCUCAACGGGACCAGACUUGAUGGAGCCCGGUCCAAAACACUGCUGACACUACAUGGUUCUAUCGUUGUUGGUAUUGCCUACGACUGCAAAGAGAACCACGUCUAUUGGACAGAUUUGUCCGCCAGAACAAUCAACAGGGCUUCAAUGGCUGCUGGUGCCGAGCCAGAGAUUCUCAUCAACACAAAUCUGGUCAGUCCUGAGGGUCUGGCGGUGGAUGUGAAACGCAGGUUGAUGUUCUGGGUCGACUCCAACCCGGACAUGAUCGAAAGCGCCAACCUGGACGGCAGUGGGAGGAGGACGCUGUUCGACAGAGACCUGGUCAACCCGCGAGCCAUCAUAGUGGUCUCUUCCACCGGCACUCUGUACUGGACCGACUGGAACCGAGAGGCUCCGAAGAUCGAGAGUGCGUCUGUGGACGGACAGAACCGCAAGGUGGUGGUGUCUGACGGCAUCGGCUUGCCAAACGCUCUCACGUACGACUCUUCGUCUGGACAGGUCUGCUGGGCCGACGCAGGUACAAAGCGUUUAGAGUGCGUAUCCCCGGACGGUACGGGCCGCAGAGUGGUCCACCCCAGCCUCAACUACCCGUUCAGCAUGGUCUACUACAGGAACCACUUCUACUACACAGACUGGAGGAGGGACGGAGUGAUCGCGGUGAACAAAGACAGCAGCCAGAUCACCGACGAGUACCUGCCCGACCAGCGCUCCCACCUGUACGGCAUCGCCAUAGCAACCACCCACUGUCUAUCAGGGAGCCACUAACGACGGACCGGCAGCUGCAGGGUUCUUUGGUGCUAAAGUUCUGGGGCAACCACCUUUUAAAAAAAAGUUCCCUCUCCGGUGUCCCUCAGAGAAAUAAAAGGACACUCAGCCGAGAGCAAGAUGGCUUCUUGUUGCCAGAUCGACCUUCAGAGCAAAUUUAAAACCCCUCCACUCACCCUGACCCUUAACCCACAAAUUAUCUCACCAUAAAGAUAUAACCCCCAAAUAAAUGUUUUGUAAAUUUG
Molecule: messenger RNA, 6193 nt
Organism: Anoplopoma fimbria (sablefish)
Lineage: Eukaryota; Metazoa; Chordata; Actinopteri; Perciformes; Anoplopomatidae
Gene: nid2a
Product: nidogen 2a (osteonidogen)
Exons: 42
Coding region: 18-5948 (1976 amino acids)
Biological process (GO): cell-matrix adhesion
Cellular component (GO): basement membrane
Molecular function (GO): calcium ion binding
Source: RefSeq, a predicted model, not a curated record